Messenger RNA from Rana temporaria (common frog), 2166 nucleotides. RefSeq names its product frizzled class receptor 1 (gene FZD1). Gene Ontology annotation, cellular component: plasma membrane. Gene Ontology annotation, molecular function: Wnt receptor activity; Wnt-protein binding. The transcript has a single exon. The coding region runs from base 179 to 1834 and encodes 551 amino acids. Gene Ontology annotation, biological process: canonical Wnt signaling pathway; non-canonical Wnt signaling pathway. NCBI's taxonomy places the organism in Eukaryota, Metazoa, Chordata, Amphibia, Anura, Ranidae. The record is from RefSeq and is a predicted model, not a curated record.
GGGCAGCGGGGAGCCUGGAAACAGCCCAGACGAGUUGAAGGAUUGACACAAAUGGUCAGAGUGAGUUGCGCUCCGCUCCGGUCUGCAGUCCGCGGGAGAGAAGGUGAGCGAACACCGGACCGUCCGCCGCGGGCCAGCUUCAUGCUGCUGCACUGUCCUGGCGAGGGAUCAUCCCGGCAUGGCACGGCGGGACUCCUCUAAACUUUGCAGCCUGCUGGCAUUCUUCCUGCCGCUGGUGGUGUCGGUGUCGGCUCAGUAUAAUGGGGAGAAAGGCAUCUCUAUACCGGAUCACGGCUACUGCCAACCCAUCUCCAUCCCUCUGUGCACUGACAUCGCCUACAACCAGACCAUCAUGCCCAACCUUCUGGGGCACACCAACCAGGAGGACGCCGGGCUGGAGGUGCACCAGUUCUACCCCCUGGUGAAGGUCCAAUGUUCCCCAGAACUCAAGUUCUUCCUGUGCUCCAUGUACGCCCCGGUGUGCACCGUGCUGGAGCAGGCUCUGCCGCCCUGCCGGUCCUUGUGCGAACGGGCCAGGCAGGGCUGCGAAGCCCUCAUGAACAAAUUCGGCUUCCAGUGGCCCGAGAGCCUGCGCUGCGAAAAGUUUCCCGUGAACGGCGCCGGCGAGCUGUGCGUGGGGCAGAACACGUCCGACAAGGGCACCCCCACCCCGGCCCUGCCCGAGCUCUGGACCAGCAAUCCCAACAUCAGAUCCCCCUACCGGGACAAGUUCAGCUGCCCCAGGGCCCUCAAAGUGCCCGCCUACGUCAACUACCACUUCCUGGGGGAGAAGGACUGCGGCGCCCCCUGCGAGGCCGGCAAAGUCCACGGGCUCAUGUACUUCGCCCCCGAGGAGCUGCGAUUCGCCCGCAUCUGGAUCGGCAUCUGGUCGGUGCUGUGCUGCGCCUCCACGCUCUUCACCGUGCUGACCUACCUGGUGGACAUGAAGCGCUUCAGUUACCCCGAGCGGCCCAUCAUCUUCCUGUCCGGGUGCUACACCAUGGUGGCCAUCGCCUACAUCGCGGGCUUCUUGCUGGAGGACAAGGUGGUCUGCAAUGACCGUUUUUCCGAGGAUGGCUACAAGACGUUGGCCCAGGGCACCAAGAAAGAGGGCUGCACCUUCCUCUUCAUGAUGCUCUACUUCUUCAGUAUGGCCAGCUCCAUCUGGUGGGUUAUACUCUCCCUGACUUGGUUCCUAGCGGCCGGGAUGAAAUGGGGGCACGAAGCCAUCGAGGCCAACUCCCAGUACUUUCACCUGGCCGCCUGGGCAGUACCAGCCAUCAAAACCAUCACCAUCCUGGCGGUGGGGCAAGUUGACGGAGAUAUCCUAAGCGGAGUUUGCUUCGUUGGUAUCAAUAACGUGGAUGCCCUGCGUGGAUUUGUAUUGGCCCCACUUUUUGUUUACUUGUUCAUUGGCACGUCCUUCCUCCUGGCUGGCUUUGUGUCCCUCUUCAGGAUUAGAACCAUCAUGAAACACGAUGGCACCAAAACGGAAAAGCUGGAGAAGUUGAUGGUGAGGAUCGGGAUCUUCAGCGUCCUCUACACCGUCCCCGCCACCAUCGUUAUCGCUUGUUAUUUUUACGAACAAGCCUUCAGGGAACAAUGGGAGAAAAGUUGGGUGAGCCAGACCUGCAAGACUUAUGCCAUCCCUUGCCCCAGUACCAACCACCCUCCCAUGAGUCCGGAUUUUACAGUCUUUAUGAUAAAGUAUCUUAUGACUUUAAUUGUCGGAAUAACUUCUGGCUUCUGGAUUUGGUCGGGCAAAACGCUCAACUCGUGGAGAAAGUUUUAUACGAGACUCACCAACAGUAAACAGGGGGAGACUACAGUCUGAGGGGCCCCUGACCUUCGACUCUUCCUUUUUUUUUCAGGGGGAGACUACAGUCUGAGGGGCCCCUGACCUUCGACUCUUCCUUUUUUUUUCAGGGGGAGACUACAGUCUGAGGGGCCCCUGACCUUCGACUCUUCCUUUUUUUUUGUACAGUGUGUGUUUUUUUUUUCCAUGUAAAUAAUAGUUGUAACAUUUUGUAAGUAUAUUUUGUAUUUAAAUGACUCCAGACCUUGCCUUUUUUUUAAAGAGAAAAAUAAAGAAAAUGUAGAAUGUUUUUAACUCUUCGGAGGUUCUAAGGCUUCUUGGGUCUUAGAUUUAAAAAAAAAAAAAAAAAA